CUUCAGUUUGACAUUCGAGUAUCAUCAACCUUGUGCAGGCAGUGUCCCCUUCUCUGUGUGUGUCCAGCCAGUCAUGUGUGUGCAUCGAUUACAUGUCUCUGCCGACCCCUCAGACACGCAAGGCAUGCAAGCUGGUGUGUGUGGCGGCAAUCAGUGAGUGCAGUGACACCCAUUCAAUAUCCCCUCCGCCUGAAUGGCUGUGCGUCGAGGAAGACCAUUGGCAGCCUAGCAGCACGACCAAAAAUACACCAUAGCCAUCGACCAAAGCGUCCCAAGCGAGUGAGUGAGCUCAGUAGGGCUUCCCUGUGUGGAGCAGACAUGACACACAAUGAGUUUGCUUUCACAUGGUGGCUAUACGCAGCUCUCCUUCCGCUCACCGAUCAGAGGCUGCAUGAGCCAUCUCUGCUCAGCCAUGUAGCGAGGGUAAUGUCCCUGGUACCCCACGACCCCCAGCCUGGGUCCGGACGUCUUGCUCGCUUUGCGUCCUCUGCCUGCCACCGGUUUGGCGCCCCCGCUGCCCUCCUGCAGCCCCAGGAUGCCCUUGGCUGUCUGUGUGAUGGGAGGGAAGGGCGGGGGCGGCUGGCCCUUGCCCAACAGCUGCAUGUGCUUCUCGACGGACUGACGGCUGGCCUUCUGCUGUAGGUAUCGCUCACUGGCCAGCUGCUGGGCGACGUUGCGGGUGACUGAGAAGCGGCCGCCCAGUACACCUGGUUCAGACAGGCCCGGGAUGUGGCCUACACGAGAGACGAGAGACAGACAGACAGACAGACAAUGGGAAACAAGUCUCCGUGUGUCCAUCGACAGCCGCAAUGCGUACCUGUGUAUCCCGCAACUCCAGUAGACAGCCGUCCCACGCUCCUUCUCCGUCUCUCCGAGUCGGGCGGCAGCAGAGACGUCCCCUUGACCGCCAGCCUGUCCAAGGCAGCACUGCCCCCCUUGACACGCCGCUCAAGGACAAGUGCAGCCGCCUCCUUGGUCCGGACAAACGAACUCCCACAGAUGUUCUCGGAGGUGACGGCGGGCACGUGGCCUGCAUAUCCAGUGAUGGCGCCUUUCAUGAUCCUGUCGAGUUUGGGCAUGAAUGACGAUUCGGAAUUGGACUUGGCGAGCACCGUCCGCUCGUACUUGGAAAAUGGCUUCAUUAUCUGAGCUGACGGCAGUCCGGCCUUAUGGCUGGGUUCCAUCGAGGCCGCUGGUGCGGUAGACUCUUCGGGAGCAUUGGCAGGCGGCUGGGAGAAGUAGUGUGCGGUUGGAUCUUUGAUGUCUGGAAGGGCCUGGGCACCAUUGGUUGGCGGAGCCCGACACUCGGCAGCGGCUUUGGGUGAAUCGGAGGGCUCUUCCCCGGGCUGCAUUCUGGCGGACCAAUCAAGA
Molecule: messenger RNA, 1371 nt
Organism: Vitrella brassicaformis
Lineage: Eukaryota; Vitrellaceae
Source: the annotation of a GenBank genome assembly